Molecule: messenger RNA, 1391 nt
Organism: Pelmatolapia mariae (spotted tilapia)
Lineage: Eukaryota; Metazoa; Chordata; Actinopteri; Cichliformes; Cichlidae
Product: zinc finger and SCAN domain-containing protein 31-like
Exons: 2
Coding region: 232-1149 (305 amino acids)
Biological process (GO): regulation of transcription by RNA polymerase II
Molecular function (GO): RNA polymerase II cis-regulatory region sequence-specific DNA binding; DNA-binding transcription factor activity, RNA polymerase II-specific
Source: RefSeq, a predicted model, not a curated record
AAAGCCGGAAGUGUUUAAGUUUCCUGCGUGAGGAGUGAGCAGGAAGGCUUUUUUGUUUGAAAAGGCUUCAUUUAGAGUUCUGCGUUGAAUCUUUUUAAAAUCUGCGACACCGUCUGUGGAAGCUCACACCUGUGCGGGCUGAAAGUGGAGUAAUAUCUCCGAGUAAGAGCGCAAUUUAGCGCGGAAGCAUACAUCGAUCGUGAGCCGAGUGUGUGAGCUGUGGCAGUAACAAUGCCUUCAGUUCAGUCUCUGAGAGAGUUUAUCAACGAGCGACUAACUGCUGCUGCUGAACAAAUAUUCUUGGAGUUUGAAAAAACGAUCGUCCAGUACGAGGAAGAGAUCGACCGUCAGCGCAGACUGCUGGAUAUCACCUGGAAACCCCAAAUCAAGCUGCACAGGACAGGUGUCCCACAGCAGCAUGUCUGUGAGGAGGAGGAGGUUCUCCCUGAGCUGCAGCUCUGGAACCAGGAGAGGAGCUCCAGUCUGGACCAGGAGGAACCAGAACCUCCACAGAUUAAAGAGGAACAGGAGGAACUGUGCAGCAGUCAGGAGGGAGAGCAGCUGGGACUGAAGGAGGAGACUGAUACCUUCAUGGUGACUGCUGCUGAGGAAAGUGGGUACAGUGAACUUGAACCAACAUGGGAGCAGCUCCUCUCUCACAGCUCUGCUGGAGCUGAGAGUCAGCAUCAGGAAGGAAGCGGGAGCGCCGACUCAGGAUCCACUAGAAAUCGAAACAUUAGUCACAGCAACAAUGCAGAUCGCCCUCCUGUGUCAUACAGUCAGUGUAACAGCAAUACUGGUGAAAAGUCUAUAAAAUGUGAUGUUUGUGGAAAAUCUUUUAAGUAUAAUUCCAGAAUGAAGCGACAUUAUUCGAUGCACACAGGUGAGAAGCCGUAUUCUUGUGACAUAUGUGGAAAAGGUUUUUCUCAGAGGGAUAAUUUGGCUGUGCACAUGAGAAUACACACGGGUGAAAAGCCGUAUCCUUGUAUUGCAUGUGGGAAGAACUUUACUAUAAGGAGUAAUUUGUUGAUCCACAUGAGAAUCCACACAGGCGAGAAGCCGUCUUCUUGUAAAACAUGCGGGAAAAUGUUCAGGUGUCACAGUCAUUUGUGGCGCCACAAGAAAAUUCACACGCGGCAAAAGUCUUAGAGAAAAAUGAUAAAUAUCCAUCCAAGGAUUCACAGAAUCUCAGAGCAGAGCUUCCAGAUUUACAAACCUUCACACUGCUCCAUCAUUUUAUUACAUGUCACACUGUGUGAGAUCAGUCUAACAACAGAUGUUGUCCAUUUGUGUCAGCCUGCAGAGUCUCGUGGAGGCUUUUAAAUGCUCAAGUGAAAACACGAUGAAGGUCUUUUAUUUAAAAUGUACUUUGGAAAAAGUCAAAUUAAAGG